GUCGCUUAGUACUAAAAAGGUCGUGGAUUUGUGUAGUUGUCGUGUGCGCUGCGCUGCGCUGUGUUUGUCGUGCCGUGUUCAACGCUCACAAAAGCACACACAGAGACUCCGUGUCAAAACUGUCGUCGCGUCUUUUUACCGUUAAAGCGUUAAUCGCUCUACGCUGCUCUGCCCAAUAGCCACAGAGUAAUUUGUAAGUCGAGUGUGCGGAAUCAGUGUUGCACAAUCUCAAAUAACCAUAGUGAUUAAUUGUUGCAUGUGUGUGUGGGUGUGUGUGUGCGAAUGUGUGCGCGUGAGCGCCCGUGUCUCUGUGUCGUAGCAAGUGCACGUUCUAAAGCCAAACAUUUCCUCCUUUCUUAUACUUUUUCUCCGUGUUGUUAUGCAAAUAGCGUCUGUCGUUUCAGGCAACAACAAUAACUGACUGUGCGUGCGCCAGAGUAUGUGUGAGUGUGGGGCGCGCCCACAAUGCAUAAAUCAAAAUACACAUUAUUGAGUCAUAAAUAAAGUUCGCAUCGCUUGCGCUUCGCUACUUUAAAUAAAGCCGAGGGCAUUGUACUCCCCAACCCGUAACGCCCCUCUAUCGCUCGUGGCCGCCAAAGACUUUGCCAUAUUUUUUGCUCAAUUGUUUGCUAUUGAUCCUCUUGCGCGCCGCCUCGCAUCCGCGCUCCAACCGACCCAUUUGCCUCGCCUGGCCAAUUGAUGAUGCGUGCGUCUCGUUUGUUGCAUAAAACUUGCUCAAUGCUUACACGCCCUCAAAAGCAACAACAACAACAAUAUCAGCAUCAAGCAUAAUAACAACAACAACUACGCGCAAUACACGAGUCCCUCGGGCUGGUUUUAUUACAAAGGCCGUAAAAAGCGCCCAAAAACAAAAAUAAAAAAAAUACAAACAAAAAGUAAGCGGAGUAAACGCCACUGAAAGGAUACAACGCGGCUUCCAGUUAGUGGACCGAUGAAAGACAUUUGAAGGCACUGUGGCAAAAAAAUUUCCAGUGUCAACAUGGUGAAAGGAUUAGAAAUCAAAUUUUAAGAAGCUGCUAUUGCGAGUGAAAACGCAGCUUAAAAUAACCAACACGUGCGCGCUUUAUUUAAAAUAUUAAUAAACACACAUACAAAAUACCCUUAAGCACACACACUCCGGGUGCGAGUGUGAGUGAGAGAAAGGGGCCUGCCACUAAAGUUGCUUCGUCGCCUCGUCAAAUUCUAUUAAAAAUUCAUCUUAACGGUUAUGUGUUUUGACAAAAAAUAACAACAACAAAACAAACACAACAUAAAGAACGAACAACAACAUCAGCUGAAAAAGGGCGACUGUUUGUAAAUAUUUAAAUGAAUUUAUGAGCAGCGCAAAAGUUUUUAAUUAAGUGAAAAAAAAAUUAAAGCAACAACAAAAAGGAUUCCAGCCAAAGAAAAUAAAAUAUAUAAAAUAACACCACGAACACCAACAACCACGUGCACGAAUAUUGUCACUAAACACACACGCAAAAAGCCAGCAAAUCAUUUGGCCCGUAUGUGUGAGUGUGUAUGUACGUGUGUGUGCAUAUUUGAAAUGAUGUUUGCAUAAAGCGAAGCAAAUUUAUUUGAAUUUUUUAUGCCCAUGUAGCCGCUCUCUACCUAUACAGUACACACCACAUACAUAGAGAAUUUACGUGUUACAUUUACAAUUGCCAUUUGGCACAGUCAGAAAAAAGGAAGCCGAAAGAAAAUGGGGUCCAACAUGAAGCAGCAACUGAAAUGCACACCGUUCAUUUUAUGCCUCAUCAUUGGCACCCUGUACCUAACCGGGACCGAGACACACGAGCAUGUCGAUGGCUAUAAGCCAGAUGGUGACAUUCUGCGCGUGCUCGUCAAUAAUUCGGCACAAAUCAAAUGCGAUGUGGGCUCUAGUUUGCCGGAUGACAAGGUGCUCCUGGUUGUUUGGUACAAAAACAAUUUGCCAAUCUAUAGUUAUGACACGCGUGGAGCCCAUGCAGGAACGCCCUCACAUUGGCGUGAUGAGGAGGUGCUCGAAGAUCGGGCCGUCUUUCGCACGCACAAGGAGCCAGCGGAAUUGAUUAUAAAUCCGGUUAAGGAAAAGGAUGCGGGCAACUUUCGCUGUCGAGUGGACUUUAAGCUAUCGCAGACCAGAAAUAGCAACGUCAAUUUGGAAGUUGUUGUGCCUCCACAUCAGCCGAACAUUUACAAUGAUCGUCGCUUGCGCAUCGAUUCCCGUGCGGGCCCCUACGAAGAAGGCGGCAGCCUAGAAGUUACCUGUGUCGUCUAUGGCGGCUCGCCGCCGCCGACUGUCACAUGGCUGAUGAAUGGACAACUUCAAAAUAGCGUUGUCGAUUACACAUACGACGGCACCAUCAACAGCAAAUUGGUGGUGCGUAACUUGUCACGCAUCCACCAGCAUGCGGUUUACACGUGCCAGGCGAGCAAUUUCCACAAGAAAUAUGUGGCCACCAACAUAACGAUUGAGCUCUAUCUUCGUCCGCUUCUGGUGGAAAUCAGCUUCAACAAUCAGCCAAUGUCGGCUGACCGUAAAUAUGAGAUUGAGUGCCAGGCAAUUGGAUCAAGGCCACCUGCUAAAAUAACCUGGUGGAUGGGCAACCUGGAGAUGCACGGCCACAGUCAGAAGGUCUCUGAGGACGGCAAUGCCAGCACCUCAAUACUCUCUAUAACCCCGACAAGGGAGGAUCAUGGUAAGGCGCUGUCCUGCCGAGCCACCAACGAACUGGUACGCAAUGGCAUACGAGAGACCGCAAUGAAGCUAAAUGUGUUCUUUAUACCCACCUUACAACUGGAUUUGGGCUCAAAUCUAAAUCCGGAGGAUAUCGAGGAAGGCGAUGAUGUUUAUUUCGAGUGUAAAGUGCAUGCAAAUCCUGCCGCUUAUAAAGUUGUCUGGAAGCAUAAUCAUCAAAUCAUACAGCACAACCAGCGUGCCGGCGUAAUUGUGAGCAGCGGAGAUCUAGCGCUGCAGGGCGUCACCCGCCACCAGGCCGGAAACUACACCUGUACUGCUUCCAACGUUGAGGGCGAUGGCGACUCGAACAUAGUCGAGCUGAAAGUGAUGUAUAAACCAAUUUGCCGGCCCGAUCAAAAGAAAAUCUAUGGCGUCGCCCGCAGCGAGUCGGCUGAAAUCGUUUGCGAAGUAGACGCCUUUCCGCCGCCCGAGAACUUCAAGUGGUCCUUCAACAACACCGCGGAGACCUUCGAUAUGCCACAGAGUGGCUUUCGUCCACAUUCCGCGCAGGGCUCCACGUUGACCUAUACGCCAGUUAAGGAAAUGGACUUCGGCACCAUCAUGUGCUGGGCGGACAACAAUGUGGGUCAACAGAAGGAGCCCUGUGUAUUCCAUUUGAUAGCUGCGGGAAAACCGGAAGCGCCCACCAAUUGUACCGUGGUCAAUCAAACGUCCGAUUCAUUGGAGGUUUAUUGCCUCGAAGGGUUUGAUGGAGGCAUGCGUCAAUGGUUCCUUAUGGAAAUCUUUGAUCAGCACAGUGGGCUGCUGCAAGCCAAUAUCAGCGCCAAGUUCUCGGUGUUCAGUGUCAGCGGGCUGGAUGCGGGUCGUCUAUUCCGGAUCUAUAUCUAUGCGGUGAAUGGACGCGGACGCAGUGAGGCCGUAGCCGUCGAUGGAUAUACCCUAAAGGCUGCCGAAAAGCAAACUGUUGCAUUAACGUCGUUGAAGGGUAGCGCUCAGGGCGCAAGCAGCUUUGAACUGACACCCAUUCUAUCCAUUGGCAUCUUUGUGGGCAUUCUGGUGGCUCUGGUGUGCAUUGCGAUUGGCACCAUCGCCGCGCUGAAGCUGCGCUCGCACAAGCAUCAGCAGCAGCAGAAAUUCGCACAUUCGAAUGCGAAAUUCUCACGUCCAGGCAAUUUGCAAAUUAAGGAUAAAAUCUCAUUGCCAUUGAGCCACUCCGAGGAGAUGUACGACGAGAAGAAUCCCGAUGUCGUACCCUACAACGAGGUUGAUGGCGAAUAUAAACAAAAAUCAGCAACACAAACGCCAUCGGGACAUCUUUCAACAACCAGCGAGGUGGAAAUCAGCUGUAAGCCUGGCGCCACAGCUGGCGUCGGCGUCGGCGUUGGCGUUGGCGCCGGUUGCUCAGUGGACAGCGGCGCUUACCAAAGUAGCAAGGACGAUGAGCUACACUAUGCCGAGCUUUCGCUGAACAGCGCCACUUGCAGCAGCUCCAAGAAGAACCAACCCAGCCAGAACACAGUCCAGCAGCAGUCGCAGCAGCCGCAGCCGCAGCAGUCGCAGUCGCAGCCAGCUAUGGGUGGCACCCUACCACAUGGCUCGAGUAUGCGCAAGCUGUUGCCCAACAUACCGGCAACGGCGACGCUGCAGCGCCACAAGCCAAAUGCGGGUGGACUGCAGCAUCCGCAUCAACAUGCUCCGCCGCCCACAUACGAUUAUUUCGAGGAGCCCACGAUAUACGCGCAGAUUGAUGCAUAUAAGACACGGGACGGCGCUGCGGCUGCCAUGCAGGUGGACACAGUGGCUGGUGCCGCCUUCGGGCCAUGCGUAUCAUCACCAGGAUCGCAAGGAACGCCCUCAACCGUGUCGCCGGGCACGGUGCAAAUGUAUACGUUACCCCCCCAUCCGGGCGGCUAUCAUACGCUACCGCAUAAUCACCAUCAGCAGCAGCAGCAGCAGCCGCACAACUCCGCAUCUAUGAUGCAAAUGAUGCAUCAACAGUUGCAGCAUCAUCCAGCUGGCAACAUGCCCAUGCCACCCUCCUACCAGCAGCAUCAGCAACAGCAACAACAACAACAACAACAGCAUCAGCAGCAGCAGCUGGCACAUGGCCAAAUGCUCGUCUCGAGCAACAGCAGCGGGCUGGCCUCGACUGCGGCCAUAGCCAGUCCCAGCAGCUCCCUCUCAGGACUCUCCGGUGUUGGGAAGUCCUACUCGCGCGAAAUAGUCACAGUACGCACGCCGCUCAUGUAUUCGCAGCAGGAGAGCUGCGUCUAAGCCCAAGUCAUGCGGAAUUGUGAGCUCUUUGAGGUUUGUGUCUAGGCAUAAGCGUUGCCAAAUCGAAUUGAAAGCUAAAAAAUGAACUGUAAAAUAAAUCUACAAGAAUUGCAAGAUCUAAAAGAAACAUUGAUGGGCCAAACGCCACUUGCCAGUUUCCCAUUUACGAUACAAAUUAAAACAAGUUAUAAAUCAAUGUAAUUAUAAAUGUCAGUGCAUACAAAUAUUUGAAAGCAAGCCAUAAAUUUGCUUAAUUCAGCAAAUUGUAAAACCAUAUUGAUCAAAGCUAAAUAACAUUUGAGCGCAGGCUACGACAGAUACCAAUGCACCGAUUUAUCAGAUUUAAAUGCCAUUAUCGUAAAUACUGAAAACAGAAACGAUGCGAAAAUAAUUCCAAUAAGAGUGGACGAAGCUGUAAGUUUAGAGCGUUAUUAAAUAUACGCUAGGUAAAUGAACAACAAAUAGAAAAAUUCAUAAAAAGCUUAUAAUUUAAUUCAAGGCAGCGCAAAGUAUUUCCUUAACUGAUACUGACUGAUCUUCACAGCUUUUAUGUUUAUUUAUUCUUAUGUUUUAUUUUAUUUCGACUCUACAACAGCAACAAUGAAUUCCAAUUAAUAGUGCAUCACAAAAAGGUUCCUUCCUUAGUGUAAGUACUAACACUUGACGUCGCAAACAGCAGAAAUAAUAUUUAAAAAGAAUUUAUUACGACAAUGCAAAUAUUUUCCAAUUUAAAUUUGUAAAUGUAUGUAAAUGUUAAAAAAUAUAUAUAACUACCCAAUUAGUUGCAGUAUAGUAAUUAGUAUAGUAAGCAGAACAACAACAAUUUAUAGGAACUAAGCUCAAUAUGGAUAAACACUGGAGCAUUAAUUAUUAUAUAUUACUAGAAGCUCACAAAUCACAAGAGAGACACACAAAAAGAAACUUUUUGGCAAUUAUAUAAAGAAAUUAUUGAAAAAAGAAAAAUAAUAAUAAAAUAAAGACACACAUAUACACACACACAAACUAUCUACAAUUGGCUUAGCAUAAAUGAUUAGUAGCUCAUAACAACUGUAAAUAGCAAAAUGUUAAACAAGAAAAUAUGAUUUUUUUAAAUCAAUGUGUCAUAAAUGAAUGUAAAGUAGUUGCAUA
Messenger RNA from Drosophila montana, 6085 nucleotides. RefSeq names its product sidestep VI (gene side-VI). Gene Ontology annotation, molecular function: protein binding. The coding region runs from base 1703 to 4957 and encodes 1084 amino acids. The record is from RefSeq and is a predicted model, not a curated record. The transcript has 17 exons. NCBI's taxonomy places the organism in Eukaryota, Metazoa, Arthropoda, Insecta, Diptera, Drosophilidae.